Messenger RNA from Biomphalaria glabrata, 996 nucleotides. Its product is annotated as tachykinin-like peptides receptor 86C. Lineage: Eukaryota; Metazoa; Mollusca; Gastropoda; Planorbidae. The transcript has a single exon. Gene Ontology annotation, cellular component: plasma membrane. Gene Ontology annotation, biological process: G protein-coupled receptor signaling pathway. Gene Ontology annotation, molecular function: G protein-coupled peptide receptor activity. The coding region runs from base 1 to 996 and encodes 331 amino acids. The record is from RefSeq and is a predicted model, not a curated record.
AUGUCCAGCGGAAUGCCCAGCGGGAUGUCCGGUGAGAUGCUGGCAUCGUUGAUCUUCGGACUGGUCAACAACACCUGCGUGACCACGGUGAUUGGUCUGUUUGGCAUCGUCGCCAACAUCUUCAACAUGAUUGUCUUCUUCAAGCAAGGGUUGUACAGCUCCAUCAACAUCAGCCUCUUCUUCAUGUCCAUCUCCGACACAUUCACCAUCAUCUUCAUCGAAUGGCUAAACAUCUGCUACAAUCCUUACAUCGACAACUUGAAGGCGCCCGUGUCCUUCACCGAGCUCUAUUACAUCACAGGAGGCUGGCCUUCCGGUUUCUCGUGUCGAGUCACUUUAUAUAUUACUGUCUACAUCACCACAGAAAGAUGCCUCUGCAUUUUAUUUCCCCUGACUAUCAAAACGCUGGUCACGCCUAGAAGGACUAAGAUCAUUAUCGCGUUUAUAAAUCUGUUCAACGCGUUAACGCUCGUCCCAGAAUAUUCGUCGAUAUAUCUCUCCUGGCAAUACAACAUGGCUAGAAACGGGAGCAUACUCGGAUUAGCCUACAGAAGCAACAGGGCCGAUACUCAAGGGAUAACAUUCCUGCUGCACGUCAUUCUGAUCGUUUCCGGUCUCUUCAGCGUCAUCGUGCUGACGUCAGUUCUCGUCAUACAUCUCCGACGCCAGACAAAAUGGCGGAUGAAGAACAGCUCGGAAAACAAGCUGAACUCUUCCAUGUCGUCGCGUGACCGGAAGUCUGUGGUUCUGGUCAUCGCGGUGGCUACCUUCGUGGUCGUCUCCUACAUCCCGAUGACCUCAGUGGCACUGGUCAGCGUCUUCGUGUCAGAGUUCUACAUAGGCGGGAGGUUUUCGAAAGAAUUCGUGGACACCUGGGCGCUCAUCAUGCUAUUCGGCAUGACCAACGCUAGUGCAAAUAUUAUCAUCUACUACAAAAUGAAUUCCAAGUUUAGAGCCACGUUUAAAGAAGUUAUCCUCAAACAAACGAAACAAUAA